AAGGGGAAAAGAAAAACAAUUCCCUCGUCGAGAUUGGCGGUUGAAAAAGCAAAGAAGCGUCAAAAUUACCCACAAAUUCUGAUUCGAUUUACAUGACGAUUUCCGACAAAAACCAGACCAAUUCUAGGGUUUCCAAUUUCCACAGAUUUUCACCCCCAAUUCAACAUCCUGUCUUUUAGUUCUUCUCUCUCCUAAUUGUUCAUCGGCAGACUUCAACGAUGAGUAUGACUCAGUUUGCAAUGCAUCAUUUUUAUGGUGCUUUUACUUGCAGGUCGAGGAACUUGGUUCCCUCAUAAAGGAUAACUAUUCUAGCAGGCAUCUUGUCCUGGCAGUUGAAGAUGCCUUGGUGAAUUACCUUCAGGAUGGUCCGAGUCCAGGUAGAAUCCUUGAGCUGGAACCCAUGAGUUCAUAUAACCGCCUAAUGAUCCAUCGUCUUGCUGACAUUUUUGGAUUUGCUCAUGAAUCCGUCGGCGAGGGAAAUGAUCGUCACUUGGUUUUGCAACAAUGCUUGGAGACAUCAAUACCUCCGAUACUUGUUAGUGAUAUUCUCUGGCAGUAUGAUGCAUCUGACUGUCCAUCAUUGCCCUACCAACUAUUGAGAAGAGAUGAUGCAUGCACCGUGUUGAAGAUGAACAUAACCUCCUCCCCAAAUUUUGUUGAGAGAGAAGCAGCUUAUCUAGCUGCACGUGAACGCAUAUUUGGUAUGAACGAAGUUGAUGCAAAAGAAGCUGCAAUACAACGGCCAAGAAAUGUUCCUGUUGUUGCCCGUCGCAUGAUUGCCCAUGCACUCGGCCAAAGAAUUAAUCACUGCAGUCAGGACCAAGGUGAUGAUGAUGUUGGACAUUCUAAUGGGCAGUCUGUUGUGGAUGACAUUGAAAGAAGGAUCAAAUAUGAUUUAGAUUUGCAUCAAGAAACCUCAUCCGACUUCAAUGUUUCCCCUGACAAAAAUGUCAAAUGCAUUAAUGCAGAAGGUGAUUGUUUGCCUGCUGCUCAAGAAAAUUUAUUGCGGAAGGCAUCAGACAGAAAUUCUUCUGGUGGUGGUCCUAGACCUAGUGGAAUCCCUAAACUAAGCAUGAGAGAGGAAAACAUGGGAGCUGCAAAAAGGAUGUUUGCUCAUGCCCUGGGUAUACCAGCUUCAAAAGAAGGCGUCUCUCGCGGAAAAUGAAAGUAAAACUUAGUAAGAAGCAAAAGUUGACGAAUAUUAAUAUUAUCAAGAGGUAUCUGCACUCUCCUGUGCCUUUUUCUGCUGCUGUAAGGUUCAAGAAGCUAAAAGAGCUCAAAUUCAGAAAAGCUAUACUGUUAUGGCUUAUUGUUGCAUGCUCGAGGUACUGGUGAUUUCUUUCUUUCCUGAUGCGAAGCUAAAGAGACGGGCCUGGAGGCCCUGGAUAUAAAAAUGGCUGUUUAUGGGGAGCUUAAGCUUUUGUGUCAGCCUCAAGAAUGAUUUGUUUAGGUCAAUAUUCUUUGUUUGCAUCACGAGCUGCAAAACUGAACUGGACCUCUGGCUAAUACGUGUAAUGAUCUUUGUCCAGUGUAUUCAGAUGGAAGCAAUAUUUGUUUAAUCCACCCGGUUGGGUAAAUUCACACUAGUCCCAGGGUUCUUAUUGAUGGUUAACAAAUGGGAUGAAGUGAAGAGGCUCUUACUGGAUUUCUUAGAUAUUUCAGAUGUUGCCAAAUAAUGGCUGCUGUAGUGCUGUAUUAAGAAGGAAUAUUUCAGAUGUUGGUUAAUACCAAAGACAUUAUAAGAAUGAAUGUUCAUGAUGUUAUCAUUUAUACUAUUUAUGUAUUUUGAAGUAAUUUCUAA
Messenger RNA from Spinacia oleracea (spinach), 1801 nucleotides. RefSeq lists its product as uncharacterized. Gene Ontology annotation, molecular function: nucleic acid binding. NCBI's taxonomy places the organism in Eukaryota, Viridiplantae, Streptophyta, Magnoliopsida, Caryophyllales, Amaranthaceae. The transcript has 6 exons. The coding region runs from base 401 to 1165 and encodes 254 amino acids. The record is from RefSeq and is a predicted model, not a curated record.